This is a messenger RNA of Oreochromis niloticus (Nile tilapia), 1906 nucleotides long. Its product is annotated as butyrophilin subfamily 2 member A1. Gene Ontology annotation, molecular function: signaling receptor binding. The transcript has 9 exons. Gene Ontology annotation, biological process: regulation of cytokine production; T cell receptor signaling pathway. Lineage: Eukaryota; Metazoa; Chordata; Actinopteri; Cichliformes; Cichlidae. Gene Ontology annotation, cellular component: external side of plasma membrane. The coding region runs from base 2 to 1906 and encodes 634 amino acids. The record is from RefSeq and is a predicted model, not a curated record.
GAUGAUGAUGGCAGCAGCAGCCGUUCUUCUCUGCAAAUCGAGAAUGAGUUCAAUGAAGGACAAGCUUCUCUUGGUUUUGUAUCAUGUUGUUAUCCUUCUUCUUCUAACAUGGCAUUGUGGAGGUCAGUCUCAGAUGAUUGGUCCAACUCAGCCAUUGAUUGCAAUGACAGGUGAUGACAUCAUUUUACCAUGCCAGCUAGAACCAGCUAGGGAUGCUGUUGAGUUGACUGUGGAAUGGUCCAGACGUGACCUUAAACCUAGAUUUGUCCACUUAAAGCGGGACGAUGCAGAGCUCCUGACUCAGAAUACUUUAUACUCCAGAAGAACAUCCCUGUCUAUCAACAAACUGAAAUGUGGUGACAUUUCAUUGAAACUCUCCAAAGUGCAAGUCUCUGAUGCAGGAACAUACAACUGCCUUGUUCCUGAAAUUGGUGCAGAAACUGGGAUGGAGCUCGUUGUUGGUUCUGUUUCUUCUGUAGUCAUGGAGAUAUCCAAAGUCACAAAUGAAAUCUUCUUUAAAUGCAAAUCUAAUGGCUGGUAUCCAAAGCCUCAGGUGUUUUGGCUGAACAGUCAGGGAAACCAAAUCACAGCUGAAUCUACAAACAGUGCCAAAGGUUCUGACGGCCUCUAUACCAUCAGCAGUACUGUGACUGUGAACAGGAGACAGACCUACAGUCUCACCUGCAGAGUCCAACAGAAGAACAUCAAUCAGACUGAAGAAGCACAUAUCCAUGUAUCAGCUGAUUUCUUCCUGAUCCAGUGUAAUCCUGCUGUUCAGAUUACUAUCAACGUAGCUGUCUGCUUAAUAUUGAUUGUUACAACGGUAUUACUAAUAUGGAAACGUGGACAAAAGAAAACCAAAAUCAGUAGACAUGAUGAGGAUGAAAAUGAAUUACAUCAAACAGAGAUGGAGGAGAAAUUCCAGAGAGAAUGUGAGGAAAAGAAAAGACUUGAAGAUGAGUUGCAGAACAAGGAGGAAGACUUAAAACACGUCAGACAAACCAUUGAAAAACUGAUGGAGCAGAAGACGUGUCUGAAGAACCAGAGAGAAAAACUCAACACACUACUGCAGGAGGACAAGACAGAGAUAAAAGAGCUCAUGGAAAAAGAGAAAAUAACCCCAUUACUUGACAAAGAGAAAAAAAUGAAUAGACGUGGAGAUAAAAAAACUAACCUGGAAAAGAGAACAGAAGUACAUGAAGAACUGUUAAAGAUGACAGAAAAGCUAAUGGAGGAAACAGAGACCAUUAUAAUCCAAAUGACAGAAAGAAAGGGAAAGCUAGAAAAAGACAAGGAACAAAUUAUUAAACACUUGAGAGAGAAACAAAGAAAUGAAAGAGAUUCAGAAGAAACUGUCAGAGAAACAAGUGAGAAGAUAGGGAAGGAUGCUCCGAAGGAUCCUACCUACCUGCUCCACGUAGGUAGGAUCCUUCGACGGCCGGGUAGGACGCAAACAUCGAGAAUGGGUCCUAUAAAGAAUAAACAUCUCUUGGUUUUGCAUCAUGUGGUUGUCUUCCUCCUUUUUCUAACACAAACUUGUGAUGGUCAGCAUCAGAUGAUUGGUCCAACUCAGCCAGUAGUGGCCAUGAUUGGUGAUGACAUCAUUUUGCCAUGCCACCUGGAACCUGCUGUGGAUGCUGUUGACCUGACUGUGGAUUGGUCCAGAACUGACCUCAAACCUAGAUCUGUCUAUGUGAGGCGAGAGGGUGUGGAGCUUCUGACUGAGCAGAAUCCUUUGUACACAGGAAGAACAUCACUCUCUGUCAACAAACUGCAGUGUGGAGACGUUUCAUUGAAACUCUCCACAGUACAACUCUCUGAUGCAGGAACAUACAAAUGCCUUGUACCUAAAUUUAAUGCAGGAACUGUGGUGACGCUUGCUGUAGGUAAGUUUCAUUUAAUUUAG